This is a messenger RNA of Syngnathoides biaculeatus (alligator pipefish), 2158 nucleotides long. Its product is annotated as serine/threonine-protein kinase 24-like. Gene Ontology annotation, biological process: protein phosphorylation. The record is from RefSeq and is a predicted model, not a curated record. The transcript has 12 exons. The coding region runs from base 59 to 1348 and encodes 429 amino acids. Gene Ontology annotation, molecular function: protein kinase activity; ATP binding. Lineage: Eukaryota; Metazoa; Chordata; Actinopteri; Syngnathiformes; Syngnathidae.
UCCGACAAGAUGGUCGGGAGUCGGGGGCUAAGCCGAAGAGCUGUCAGCCAGUUCAGCCAUGGCCCACUCUCCUGGGAACCUGCCCGGGAUGCAGAAUAUAAGAGUGGACCCAGAAGAACUCUUCACGAAGCUGGAGCGCAUCGGCAAGGGUUCGUUUGGAGAGGUCUUCAAAGGCAUCGACAAUCGGACUCAGAAAGUGGUGGCUAUCAAGAUCAUUGACUUGGAGGAAGCCGAGGAUGAGAUCGAAGACAUUCAGCAGGAGAUCACCGUGCUGAGCCAAUGCGACAGCCCCUUUGUCACCAAGUACUAUGGCUCCUACCUCAAGGAUGCUAAGUUAUGGAUCAUCAUGGAAUAUUUAGGAGGCGGCUCUGCUUUAGAUUUGAUGGAGCCAGGCGCUCUGGAUGAGACCCAAAUUGCCACCAUUCUGAGAGAGAUCCUCAAGGGGCUGGAGUACCUGCACUCUGAGAAGAAGAUCCACCGGGAUAUCAAAGCCGCCAACGUGCUGCUUUCUGAGCAAGGCGAGGUGAAGCUGGCCGAUUUCGGUGUGGCGGGCCAGCUCACCGACACCCAGAUCAAGCGCAACACCUUUGUGGGCACGCCUUUCUGGAUGGCCCCUGAGGUCAUAAAACAGUCUGCAUACGACUCUAAGGCUGAUAUCUGGUCUCUGGGAAUUACAGCCAUUGAGCUGGCGAAAGGCGAACCGCCGCACUCUGAGCUCCAUCCCAUGAAAGUUUUAUUUCUAAUCCCAAAGAACAACCCUCCAACUCUGGAGGGAAACUACAGCAAGCCGCUCAAGGAGUUUGUUGAGGCUUGCCUCAACAAGGAGCCCAGUUUUAGACCGACUGCCAAGGAGCUGCUGAAGCAUAAACUGAUAGUACGCCAUGCUAAAAAAACAUCCUACUUGACCGAGCUAGUGGACAAAUACAAACGAUGGAAGGCAGAGCAGUCGAGAACCACAGAGUCCAGUUCUGAUGAAUCAGACUCGGAGCAGGAUGGGCAGGCGUCGGGCGGAAAUGACUUUGGUAGUGACAACUGGAUCUUUACCAUCCGAGAGAAGGACCCAAAGAAGCUGCAGAAUGGCGAGGGGCAGUCGAAUGAAAUGGAACAGACUAAGGGUAUUCCAAAGAGGCCUUAUUCACAGAGCCUGUCCACAGUCAUCUCUCCUGCAUUAGCCGAGGUAAAGGCCAGACAGGAGCAAAUGAACCGGAACCCCGUAGCCCUAGAGGACUUAAAGGAGGCCAUCUUGCGGACUGAGGAGGCUUACCCUGGCAUUUCGGAUUCCCUGGUGGCUCACAUGAUUCACAGGCUUCAGAGUUUCUCCACAAGCAGGUCGUCGUCUUUGCCAUAAUGAGUGGAUGUCUGCUAUUCACCCACGGAACCAUCGCGCUCCCCUCCCACCUCUGCAUUUACCUGUUCACUCAGUAGCAGCUGAUCUUGAUCAACAUCUAUUCCAUGGGGACUGCUGGCGAUGUCGUUCCGUGGAAUUUUGCCCGGCGACGAGUAGAAGGUUCGAAAACCUUCGAGGCAAGACUUCUGUCCAUCACUCCCUUUUAACCGAAGCAAGCACCAUAAACCACCAGAACCUUUUUGACAAAGCAUGCUCGGUGUGAAUAUCCUCUUUACACCAACAUGCCUAAAGGUAGACAACAGUGUUCUUCAUGGAAACCUCAGGUAAAGUGCUUUAAGUUGACUGUCAAGUGGGCAGGGUUGUCGAUUUUGUAGAUGAUGAUUUAAUAUGUACAAAAUGAACCCACACAUUUUGUAGGUGUUUCUACUGAAAAGGAACAUAAUGAGCAUUUUUUUGAUGCAUGGCACUUCAUCAUUAAAUUUAUUUUUUUUUUUAAUCAGUCUGCGAGUUACAGAGCCCUGAACCUAAUUGUAGCUCUAUAUAGAUAUAAUGUAUGAACAAAAUGCUAAUUUAUGACCCUGAAAAAUAAUUGAAGGCCAUCUAAUGGGUAUAAUGUAAACAUAAAAUGCAAAUUUGUGACUUUGAAAUUUUAAUUUGAAGCCAUGAAAUAAGUAUGUUGUGUGCACAAAAUGUUGAUUUCUGAUGUCAAAGUACUAAUUUGGGACCACCAAAUUGGUAUAGUGUGCGCACAAAAUGCUCUGGUCUGGUCAUAUUCAUUUGUGGGUAUCAAAUAAGUACAACUUAGCGCCA